UUGUUUUCAUCUCCGAUGAAGAAAGUCAGAGAGGGAAGGAAGAGUGAUCGGGAAGACGGGAGGGAGAGACUGAUGGCUGAUGAUGGUGAAUUGUCACUAGAGAAAAAGGGAAAGAAAGUAUUUGAGUGCAACUGAAAUUUUUAAGAAAACUGGGGGCAGUUGUAUAUAGUUAGAAGAUAAAGUUUUCAACUUUAAACUUAAGAAAAAAAUUGAUUUUUAAUCUUGAAAAAUAUAAAUUUAAAAGACAGAAAUAAUUUUAAAAUAUAUGAGUUUAAAUAAAAAUUUUAUUUUUAAUAACAAUAAAUAAAUAAAUUUUUAAAAAUUUACAAACAUAGAUUUAGAUCCAUACUAUAGUUGAGGACAAGUGGACUUUGUUAUUUAUAUUUGAUAUUAAGUAAAUGUACUUCCUCUAUUAAUAAAUAAUAUUAAUGGUUGGAUGUUUUUUCCAAUAACUUCCCUAUUUUUCAUGUUCCUAAUUUUAAUUAUUAGAAGUAAAAUCAAUGUGAAAUUAUUGAAUAAAAGAAAAAUACUUUUAGAAGGAUUGUAAUUCCUUUUUUAAAACUAAGAACAAUAUUUUAUUGAAUUAACAAAAAUGGAAAAACAUGAAGAAGAAGAAGUCAGUCAGUACCGAGAGAGUUGUGCGGGCCGGUUCAAGCGAUCCACCCUGUUAUCACGUAACGCUUCUUCUCAGUCUUUGCCCACGACACAAGGCUCACAACUGAGAGACUUAUUUUUUCACUUUCAUCAACAACAAAAGAUUUUUCUUUUCCUGUCAUCUCUCUUACAAAGAUUUACAGCAGUAACAACCCUUCUUAUUUUCCCAUCCGCUUAUAUUUCUUCACUUUUUCAUGGCUUUUUCUUUUUUGGUUUGUGAGACUGGAUUGAAUUUCAUCUGGGUUUUCAGUACUUUUUAGAGCUGGUUUAUGUUUCUGCAUAAUGAAGAUAGAUUCACAUUUAGUUAUGGGGCUAUAUUGGCCUUCAUGGUAUUGAAUCAAUGAGGAUUGAUAAUCUUGUUUGAUUGUUCCAGCUCGGGCGGAUAAUUUAUGAUUUCAUAUUAGGAAUUCUUGUUAAUGUCUAUCAAUUCUAGGUUUUUCUUAGUUUUUCAUUGUUGAUCUUUUUGGAUUAGUAUGGCAGUGGCUGAGAAGAAUGCUUCUUUCAUUAUUUGUCGAAACUGUUUGUUUAAGUUGUUCCUAAUAUCAACCAUUUUUUUCUCAUUAUCUUGGUUCUUUCUUCUGCGUUCCACUGGAGACCAUUAUUUUGUUGAGGCUAGUUCAGUAACCAAUUCCAAGCCCCUUACUGUGAUAGACAAUAGGAGAAAUAAUUUACAGGAAGAAAAAGAGUUAAUUCGAAAGAAAUAUGAUGUCAAAUGCAGUAAAGAUAACGAUUUGUUGCUUAAGGUUUAUAUGUAUGAUUUGCCUCCCGAGUUUCAUUUCGGACUUUUGAAUUGGAAACCAGAAGGGAAUAGUGUUUGGCCUGAUGUUAGAACCCAAAUACCCUCAUAUCCUGGCGGGCUGAACUUGCAACAUAGUAUAGAAUAUUGGCUGACCUUAGAUCUUCUUGCUUCAGAGGUUUAUGAUAAGCGGGACGUUUGCAGUGUGAUAAGAGUGCACAACUCGAGCGAAGCUGAUGUUAUUUUUGUGCCAUUCUUUUCUUCAUUGAGCUACAACAGAUUUUCGAAAAGGCAUCUGAAUGAAAAGAAUAGCCUGAAUAAGGUGUUGCAAGAGAAGUUGGUGAAGUUUGUGACUAGUCAAGAGGAAUGGAAGAGAAGUGGUGGAAAAGAUCACAUAGUGGUGGCUCACCACCCUAAUAGCCUGUUAGAUGCUAGGACGAAGCUGUGGCCUGCAAUGUUCAUUCUUGCAGAUUUUGGGAGGUAUCCUCCCAAUAUAGCAAAUGUUGAAAAAGAUGUGAUUUCACCUUACAAACAUGUAAUCAAAUCAUAUGUCAAUGAUGCAUCGGAGUUUGAUAGCCGUCCAAUUCUGCUGUAUUUCCAGGGCGCCGUAUAUAGAAAAGAUGGAGGCUCUGUGAGGCAAGAAUUAUUUUAUCUUUUAAAAGAUGAAAAAGAUGUGCAUUUCACGUUUGGAAGUGUUCAAAAGAAUGGAAUCAGAGAAGCUUCGCAGGGAAUGCACUCUUCCAAAUUCUGCCUCAACAUUGCUGGUGACACCCCUUCAUCAAAUCGCCUCUUUGAUGCCAUUGCUAGCCAUUGUGUACCUGUAAUCAUCAGUGAUGACAUUGAACUCCCUUAUGAGGAUAUUCUUGACUACUCAGAGUUCUGUAUCUUUGUUCGCACAUCAGAUGCUGUCAAAGAAAAAUUUCUCAUAAACCUUAUGAGGAGCAUAAAAAAGGAAGAAUGGACACAAAUGCAUGAUAGAUUGAAAGAGAUUGAACAUUUAUUUGAGUUUCAAUACCCAUCAAAGGAAGGUGAUGCUGUCCAAAUGAUAUGGAAGGCUGUGGCCCGAAAGCUCCCUUCCAUUCGAAGGAGCAUACACAAGUCUUGGCGUUUCUCUCAAACUGUUACUCGUAGAGAGAAAGGAUUAAGAUCAAUACAAUUGCCUCAUGAUUUUUGGUGACGGGAAGUUUUGAUUCAUCAAGGCUCAGCAGUUUUUUACAUUUUGAAUGGAAGCACAGAAAUUAGUUUUUGCUACUUCAUGAAGGUGAGAUAUACUGCAUAAUUUUUUUAGAUUAAAACUGUAAUGCCUUUCUACAAAAGGUUGUUUCAUUUGUUUAGCUUCCAUAUAUGGCUAGAAAUAUAUAUUUUUGGAAGCUGGGAUUGUGACUAGAGAUAAUUAGAGAUCAUAUUUGUUUACUCAUUAUUUUAGUCAUUUUAUUUUUUAAGUAACAUCAUAAUAAUUAAUAUUU
This is a messenger RNA of Mangifera indica (mango), 2856 nucleotides long. RefSeq names its product probable arabinosyltransferase ARAD1. Gene Ontology annotation, molecular function: glycosyltransferase activity. The transcript has 2 exons. Bases 1128 to 2567 code for a protein of 479 amino acids. The record is from RefSeq and is a predicted model, not a curated record. Lineage: Eukaryota; Viridiplantae; Streptophyta; Magnoliopsida; Sapindales; Anacardiaceae.